AUGGGCAGUGUUGAAACGCAAUCAUGGCUGCAGAAGCUCGAGGAGCAGUUGAAUGUCGAUGUCGACUGGAUGGACCCAACAUACUCCAAGAACCUCCAAAUCAUGCCAAAUGACAUGACCAGCAAUAACCUUUGGGUCAAUAUUCAAAUGUCACACCCCAACAACAAAGAGCUCUUCAAUAGUUCUGUGAAGGAGCUGAAGAACGAGGGCUGGCUCGCUAUCUACAAUCGCAUUGCUGUUGGAUUGUGCAAAGCGAAUAUCAAUAAUAUCAAGGGUCGUGUAGCGCUGCAGGUAGACCCCCACGAGGCGUACAAUACCCAAGCUGUAUUAGACCACGCUCGCGCGUAUGCUCGUGAAUUCGAGCGAGCUGGAAUCCCGAAGACGAGGUAUUUCAUCAAGAUACCAUCCACAGGACCGGCAUUGAAUGCUGCACCCGCCCUGGAGGCCGAGGGAAUUCGCACCCUCGGUACGGCGUUGUUUAGCUUGCCGCAAGCCAUUGCGUGCAGCCAGGCCGGAAUGCUCUACAUCAGCCCGUACUAUAAUGAAACUCGAGCGCACGACGAUCUCAGUCUAUGGCCAAAUGUCGAAGAUCCUGCGACUCAGCACACCAUGUCUGCGCGUAUUAUCCACAUUCUAGAGACUUAUAAGCGACUGUACAAAGAGACGGGCAAGGAUCAGCCUCUUCUGAAGAAUGCGAGCUUUAUUACGCCUAAAGAGGCGAUGGCCGCUGGGGAGAUGGGAUGCCACUCGGCGACGAUCUCUCACACAGUACUGGAUGAAUUGGCGAAGCUCCCUUAUGAUGGAUCCAAACAGCCGGGAGAAGGGGUUCCAAAGCCCGCUCAUGCAUACAAGAACGCUCAGCCGACGCCGGAGCGGCUGAAGAUAUUGUCUAACGUUGACCCGUUGGCGGCUGCGGAUUGGGAUGGGAAGCUUGCAAGCACCGACAUCGACUAUCUCGCUAACAACGGCGCGGAGCUUGAGAAGGCCAUUGAAAAGGAUCCAAUCACGGUCCAGCGAUUAGAUGAUGCUCUGAAGCUCUUCCAAGGAGGGAUUAGCGAGAGCAGGGGAAAGAUCGAGGAAGCCAUGAAGAAAGUAUAG
Lindgomyces ingoldianus is the source of this 1098-nucleotide messenger RNA. RefSeq names its product aldolase. The record is from RefSeq and is a predicted model, not a curated record. Gene Ontology annotation, molecular function: transaldolase activity. Gene Ontology annotation, cellular component: intracellular anatomical structure. Lineage: Eukaryota; Fungi; Ascomycota; Dothideomycetes; Pleosporales; Lindgomycetaceae. The transcript is spliced from 4 exons. Bases 1 to 1098 code for a protein of 365 amino acids. Gene Ontology annotation, biological process: carbohydrate metabolic process; pentose-phosphate shunt, non-oxidative branch.